UACAACAUUUUGAAGCAUUAGUUCGAGACGAAGUGGACGAGUUGUCUUUGUUACGCCAUCGAAGGUUUUUUCAUUGUGACUGAAUACUGAAGUUCAUGUAAGUCAUGUCUGAAAGAGGCCGAGGUAGAAGUGGUGGCCGUGGACGUAGCCAUGAUGACAGAAAACAACCGUCUCAGUCACGCGGUGAAUUUGUCCCAGCAUCACAGCCUUCAACAAGUGCCUGGAGUCGUAGACCUGGUCCACCACAGCAAUCUGGACCAUCGUCCCAAACACCGUACAGCAGAACUCAAGGAGGAACACAGAGUGCCACCCGUGCUGUACAACGUACAAGUAGUGCCAGAGGUGAUGGUGCACCUGGUUAUGCAGCAGAAGGUGGACCUGAAAAAAUGGAGGUUGAAAGUGCGGCGGGUGCUGGAGGUGACGCGGGAACGCUUGGAAGAGGAGCUAUGCGUGGUCGACGACCUUUGCCUGCAGAAAUACAUACUAGACCAGCGAGUUUAGUCACCAAAAAAGGUACAACCGGAACGCCUACUAUGUUGCAAGCAAAUUUCUUCAAGUUACUUGCAACGACCGAUUGGUGCCUGUAUCAGUAUAGAGUUGAUUUUGCGCCUGAAGAAGAUCGCACCGUUAUACGAAAAGGUCUACUUAGACUUCACAAGGAAAAACUAGGAGCAUAUGUCUUUGAUGGAACAGUACUUUAUACAAGUUCACGUAUUCACGAUACUUUAGAACUCUGGUCUGUUAGACAAUCCGACGAUACUAAAAUUAGAAUCACCGUACGUCUUGUCGGAGAUAUGACUAAAGGUGAUCAACAUUAUAUUCAAUUCUUUAAUAUAAUAAUGAGAAAAUGCUUAUCUCUGUUAAAUCUCCAACUUGUUGGACGCGAUUACUUCGAUGCACGUAGCAAAGUAGAAAUUCGUGAGUUCCGAUUAGAACUCUGGCCUGGUUAUGUGACUUCCAUAAGACAACACGAAAGCAAUAUUCUCAUGUGCUCAGAAAUAACACAUAAAGUUAUGCGUCAGCAAACCUUGCUGGAUAUACUGAACGAUUGUUACCAACAAAGUCGCCAUGAAUAUAAGAAAUACUACCAAGAACAAGUUAUGGGUUUGGUGGUGCUUACGGAUUAUAAUAAUAACACGUACCGUAUAACUGAUAUAGAUUUCGAUGCAAACCCUAACUCGACGUUUCAAAUGAAAAGUGGGGAAAGUGUAUCUUAUAAGGAUUACUAUAAAAUUCGUGCAGGUCAAGCCGAAUUGAUAUAUCUUGUUCCUGAAUUGUGUCGUGCUACAGGGUUGACUGAUUCUAUGAGAGAGAAUUUCCAUUUGAUGCGUGCGUUAAGCGAUCAUACACGCGUGUCUCCUAAAGCUCGUAUAGAGAAAUUGAUGGCGUUCAAUAGAAGACUUCGUUCUGAACGUGCUAUAGUGCAGGAACUUAACGAGUGGAAUUUGAAGCUUGAUGAGAAAUUGGUUGACAUACCAGGACGUAUAUUGCCCCCGGAAAAAAUAGUGUUUGCCCGUAAUGUUUGUGGUUCUGCUGGACCGUUAGCAAACUGGACCAGAGAGCUGCACAAUAAAACAUUGUUCAACCCGACCAGGUUGCGCGAUUGGGUCGUAAUCUGUAUGUGCCGUCGUAUGGAGCACGAUGUUCAACGAUUCCUGGGGAUCUUGCAGGAAUGUUCCCGUAAAAUGGGAUGUGCAAUCGAGGCUCCCAGGAUUUGGGAUAUACCCGACGAUAGAUCGAACACCUACUCUGAUGCAUUGGAAAAAAUCAUGAGUACCUCGAACCCAGAAUUAGUGUUCUGCGUGGUAUCGAAUAAUCGAGCUGAUCGAUACGGUGCUAUUAAAAAGAAAUGUACCGUUGACCGACCAGUACCGUCUCAAGUUUUCAUGGCGAAAAAUUUGUCACCGAAAGAUCCGCGAUCGAUCGCUACAAAGGUGGCGAUACAGUUAGCGUGUAAAUUGGGCGGAGCUCCGUGGAGCGUUGAAUUGCCACCGAUUAAUUUAAUGGUUGUCGGUUUUGAUGUGUGCCACGACCCGAAUGAUAAAAGUCGCGACUUUGGUGCAAUGGUUGCAUCUUUGGACAAAAGUUUAACGAGAUAUUUCAGUGCUGUAAGCGCUCAUACCUUAGGGGAGGAAAUGUCUAAUGAGUUCUCCGUUAAUAUAACGAAAGCUUUACACUCUUACAGAGAAUUAAACAAGUGUCUACCGUCACACAUUGUGAUUUACCGUGAUGGUGUAGGCGAAGGCCAAGUUCCUUAUGUUUUUGAACAUGAAGUCGAACAAAUUAAAUCUAAGUUAAAGGAUAUUUAUGGUGAUCCCUCUGGCGUCAAAAUGGCGUUUAUCAUUGUGACGAAGCGCAUCAACACUCGAAUUUUCCACAAUCGGGAAAAUCCUCCACCAGGAACAGUAAUUGAUGACGUCGUUACAAAUCCAAUGAAGUACGACUUCUUUAUUAUACCCCAAAGUGUUCGACAAGGCACGGUAACUCCAUGUGCGUUUAACGUUAUUGCGGACACGACAGGCUGGAGAGCUGAUCAAAUGCAAAGAAUAACGUACAAAUUGUGUCACAUGUAUUACAAUUGGUCUGGAACCGUGCGAGUGCCCGCACCUUGCCAGUAUGCUCAUAAGCUAGCAUUCUUGGUGUCACAAUUCAUACGUCGUCCACCAAGUUCACAAAUGCAGAAUCUGUUGUAUUAUUUGUAACGCUUUUUUUCAUCACAUUCGAUAUUUUUCUUUUUCUCCAACUGACCAGAAGGGAAUAGUUUCCAGACGACAGUGUCAACAAAUUUAUUUUUAUUCGAAAUACUUCGUUAUAGUACUACGUGCGUAGUAUUAUUCACAUGUAUUAGUUAUAAGCAAACUUUUGUACUUGACAAAGAUGUGCGUCGAACAUGAUAAUUCGAACAUAUUUUCGUUUUACCUUUUUA
Molecule: messenger RNA, 2926 nt
Organism: Dufourea novaeangliae
Lineage: Eukaryota; Metazoa; Arthropoda; Insecta; Hymenoptera; Halictidae
Product: protein aubergine-like
Biological process (GO): regulatory ncRNA-mediated gene silencing
Cellular component (GO): P granule
Molecular function (GO): protein binding; piRNA binding
Source: RefSeq, a predicted model, not a curated record